UCACACCACAACGGGGUUUAUAGACAACAGGAAAGGAUCUCUGCCAACUCCAGAGGGAACUGGAUUCUUUACAUGAUGCUCAUGAGAUUUCUGCUGCAAAAAGUGAUGGCGUCUCUCCUCCUCCUACACACGCUGGCUGCUGUCAUUUGCUUGCUGAUCAAGCCUAUAGCAAGUUUCUCUCAUGGUGCAAGCCACCGCUCCUGUCUGAAGAUGAUACCCGGACACAUCCAGGCUCAUCCGCUGGACCCCAAACACAGCCAUGUCACCAUCCACACCUCAUCCUCCCUGUACUGGCCUGGACAGCUGAUAACAGUGACUGUAAGAAGUUCCAGAGACUUCAUGGGGUUUCUCCUCCAGGCGCGCAGCGUUGGGGCUAGCGGUAAGGUUGUUGGAGGGGCUUCCAUCAGGUCUAAGAGACUGGGUCCUAUUCUGGUGGGCGGGUGUUGGAUCCUCACUCCCCCAAGUACCCACACCCUGCACUGCAUGUCGGACGGGGACACAGUCACGCAUUCUGACAAACAGCUAAAGAGAAACCUCUCCUUUGUUUGGAGGGCUCCAGAUGCACCAAUGGGAGAUGUACGCUUUCACAUCACCGUGGUGCAGUCCUACUUUGUUUACUGGGCUGGCAUCGAGUCUGCAGUGGUGCAUGAUGGGAGUCGUGUCUACUGGAGCGUCUAUAACAUCACAGUGAGGGAUGGAGAGAAGACUUUUGCUGUACAGACAGAAAACGUGACCGUUCUGCCAGCAUUUAGAGCCACCAGGGUAUCAGUUACAACAACAAACACAACAUUUAGUUUGUCUACUAGUGUCACACACUCAACAACAUCAACCAAUGAUACUCUGAAAACAGAGGGGAGCCGUCUAGUCUUGGAGCUGAACAGCUCUGUGGCGUUGACAAGUCAUGGCGUGAUUGAAAGGACGGCUUUUACCCCAACAUCUCACAAGAAGGCAGAUUCGAACGAUCCAAAGAGAAACUCCCAGGAAACAAACUAUGAGACAGGUCCAAAAAUGAAGGAAACAACCUCUGCUGAAUCCACUGCAGCAACACUGUUAACUUUUCAGGGCUUCCACGAAGUAAAAACCUUAAGCUCCAGCAUCCACCAUCCAAGAACAUCAACUCAAGCUCCAAAAACUUCAUGGGCAUUUAGAAACCAAAAAAAGACAAAAGAACUCUACGGGACAAACCCAACUGGUUCCCAGACGGCUGAAACAGAAGCAAGUUCUCAUUCGUCUCAACACGGUUUUCCAUCAUUUUUACACAAACCUUAUUCUUCAAUCUCAGCUCCAACUUCGGCCAACCGCCAGCCAACCGUUAAAACUUUUCAUCAGCUUGAGACCAGCCCAACUGGACCCAAAAGUAGCUCAGAGAGAGCUAGUUGGCUGAAAACAAAAACAACACAGAGCACCUCAACUCAACCACGGUCCAGUUCGCCAAUCCAAACUCAGUCCUUCGUGACCUUUUACCCUCUAAAUCCUCCAAUCUUUACUCUGGACAAAGGUCUUGGGUCUCAAUCGAAGGUUAAAAGCUCAGAUGACCUCCAUUCAUCUCCCUCUUCCUUUCUACACAGUUCUAUCCUACAGUCAACAGAAACUAUGCAUUUACCUCCUUCUGGAAGUCCUACUCUGGUGUCCACACCUCCAUCUGUCAGACCAACACUGUCCAUCCAUCUCUCCUCUUUAAAGAGCCAACCUGAAACUGUUCCAGCUCUUUCCGCCUUACCCAUUCCUUCCCCAGUCCCCUCGCUUCAUUUACCUCUAACCCAGCCUCCCUCCACCUCUCCACCACCAUCGUUCUACACAUCUCCAACUCCUCCUUUAAGGUCUCAAAACAUUCCAGCAACUGUAACAGUCAAAUCUCCAUUUACAGGUCCUGUCUGCUCUUCAUCUCUCAAAAGUCCCAACUCUUCCUCUCCCUCGGUUCCACCAUCAGAUACUCCCAGAUCGAUUACUUCCUCUGUUACUCCACCUUCACCUUUAUCCAUUCCUCCAUCAACGUCCUCCUCCUUUAAAGAGCAUUUGUCUUUCACCUCCGUCACCCUGGCAGCUUCAGGGCUCAACCCAGCCACGUUAGGCACGAUUGUUCAUCCAAACCCCAAACCUUUUCCAAACCAUCGACCCAAUCCCGGCCACGACCUUCUGCCAGACGUUCCAAUCAUCAAUUCCAAACCCAAGCGUCCCUCCAAACCGCAGACCCCCGGUGAGGACGGGAAGUAUCCAGACAUCGUCCCGAAGCACACGGCCUGGGAGCUGGGCGUUCUGCUGGGCGGCUCGGCCGGUUUCGGUAUGGUGCUGGUGCUGGCUGUGAGGUGCUUGUACCGCCAGGCCUGCGGUAGACGGACAGCGGUCACGCUGAACGACAGGGAACGAGAAUACGGCCGAGGGGAGAUAGGCCUGAUCCAGGUCCAGGAGUGUGGGGAUUUGGUAAGAGUCCGGAAAAUCAGGGAGAACAGUUUUGUGUUUUUGACAGAGUACGACGUUCUUGCGACCUCUGGAAACUGAGAAAGAGGAUCUUCAGAACGGGUGGCAAACACUCUUUCAUAUCCACUCUUUCGUAUCAUCUACAGUAAACCAUUCAUGGCGUUAUCAGCUCAGUGUUAAAUACAUUUUACAUUUGAAAACAUUACUUUUUAGAUUGGUCAAUUUUCUUUCGUAACAAUGUGUAAAAACAUUAACGACAAACUAGUUUAGACGCCUGACCACUAAAACAUUUUUUAUGAAACUUUUACCGGAAAAAAAUUGACGAGUUGCUUUUAAAACGCAACGAUAAUCCAGGGUGAAAAAAAAUGGAUGAAAAAAAGAAUUCAAUGUAAAGACUAACAUUGUUCAACUGAAUAAGCAGCUUAGCAUCCCCUCUUAACUAAUAUUUGAGUAAAACAAUAAAAAUAAUAACUCACCUGCCCUAAGUGUGCAUUGUAGGCAUAACUGCUAAAAUCUCUUAUAUUAUGAGAAACAAUUAUUUUCUUCAUACAUUUACGUUAAUUUUCCACUGCUUUUGUUUUUUUAUCAGUGCAUUUCAUUCCUUCUGUAAGGAGUUUGAUGUAUCUGUUAUUGUGUUGUAUUGUUUACAAUAAAUGCUGAAAAUAAAUCAAAUCCAAUAAGUUAACAAUUUUUAAUGAAGGCAAAAAUCAAAUUAAAUCCUCCAGAAAUAUUAUAUGAUAGGUUUGAGUUGAUUCCUUUUUAAUGGUAGUCAUUUAAGACACAUUUUAGACAUUUUUUGUUGUUCUGUCAUAAAUUUAGGCUCUCUAUGGAACACAGAGACAAAACUUUAUAAAUAGAUUUUCAUUUCUGAAAAAAAUGUGACUCUGUGGCUCCACUAAGACGAUUCUGAGAUGGAAACCAUUGUUUUCAUGUCUAAUGAAUCCCAUCAUCUGACUGCUUCACUAAGAUCAAUCACAUUUAAAUCUCAGACUUCAUGGGCCUCAGUCAAGAGAAACCGCAGGAAUUUCAAAAAUAAAAGCUCUGUAAUCCAAUCAGCAAUAAAGGGUGUAUUUCACGGGUUCAACCCUUUAUAACCAUCUACAUCAUAUAUCAUGUUUUUCUGAGACCUCCAUCUCAUCAGCAUGGGUCAAACUUUCCCUAAAAAGUCAUCGGAUAGAACUUAGUUCAGGAUUUCUGCCCUGCCUUCUGCCCAACAUUAUUCCACUAGAGGCAGUUGAAGUUUUUUGGGGGUAAUUUCAAAAUGGCUUCCUCCGUGAACACUUUUGGCGGGAAAAGUUUAGCUAAUUUUCAAACUUUUACAGUUAGAAUAACUAACUGUAAAUGACUAUUAUUUCUUUUUCUUUUAAAUAACUACUUGCUAUAUUGAAAUAAUUCAAAAUGUGUUCCUUCAUUCUUUGUAAUAAACCACAUUAGAGACCGUGUGGAAAUAAGGUGAUUUUUCCUGAACACUUAGUGAAAGAUGCAAAACUUUUGACCCAAUACUGUUGUAGCAAAAACACAACAAAUAACACAACAAAUUAUAAUUGUUACCAUCUAUGUCUUAUAGAAAAGAUUGCAGAUUUGUUUGUGGAUUUCAAAUAUUGGGGUCACUGGAGGUCACAAAACUGAAGUGGAUAGCACUCUUGCCUCACAGCAAGAAGGCCCCUGGUUCAAGUCCCGGCUGGGGGACCUUUCUGUGUGGAGUUUGCAUGUUCUCCCCAUGCAUGGGAGGGUUCUCUCCGGGGACUCCGACUUCCUCCCACCGUCCAAAAACAUGGUUCAUAGGUCAAUUGGCAACUCUAAAUUGUCACCAAGUGUGAGAGUUAAUGUAUCUGUGAUAUGUGGCCCCGCGACAGACUGGCGACCUGUCCAGGAUGUCCCCUGCCUUCCCCCACAAGUGGCUGGGAUAGGCUCCAGCAGCCCCGUGACCCCGAAAGGGAAAAAACAGAAGAAGAUGAAUGAAUGAAUAUUUAGGAGCUAAAAUUGACUGCAAACAUCACAUCUGAGGUUUUUAGACAUUUCAUUAACAUCUGGAAGUCCCAUAAAUGUGAUGUACAUUAAAGUACAUUAUCUGAGUACGUCUGAGUGUCGCUUUGUUCCAUUUGUUGUCGACACACAGCAUGGCUGUGUUUCAUCGACACACAAAGCCUCACAGAAACAGGCGGCGUUCACAAGCAUGACUUUCUCCAAACGAUGUGACAGAAGAGCCAUCUGCCGCCGCAGAGUUCAGAAGCUGCAAACUCCUUUCGUUUGGUUUGUUCCGUGUCCAGUUCUGACAGCAAACCCAGAGCGGAAAAGACACGACAGGAGAGGAAAUUCAGCUACCUUCACUUCUGCAGUAAAACAAUUAGAAGUUAUGAAGUGAUUUAAGAAAACGGUAAAGAAAAUAAGGUCGAUAUGAUCCAUCUCCAUAGAUGAGAACAGAAAUGUGAGAGCAGAUGCUGCGGGUGAGUGUAAGAAUCGAGUUAGGACGUAGAAUAGGAUAUAAAAGAGUAAAAACGGUGAAGUAACAUCUGACAAAAAUGAAAAACAAAUCCUAAAACAUUUGUGUGAAAGACUCAGACAUUUUUUUAAGUUUGAAUAUUGCUGUCGCAUGUUAGCAAUGCUAACAUGAUCAAUGCUAACAGUGCUAAUAUUAGCAAUCCUAACAUUAGCAAUGCUAUUAGUGUUAAUAUUGGCAAUGCUGACGAUCCCAACAUUAGCAAUGUAUUACCGCCUACGUGAGGCAUGAGAAGAAGAAGCUCCACCCCUUUCACAUCAGGUGCUUGUGCCGCGUGCUGCAGAUCAAGUGGCAGGACAGGGUCCCAAACACAGAGUUGCUGGAACGAGCCAACAUGAGCAGCAUGCACACAGCCCUCAGUGAGAGACGUCUGAGGUGGCCGGGCUAUGGCAUGAGAAUGGACACAGGCCGCAUUCCCAAAGACCUCCUCUGUGGUGAGCUGGUUAAAGGCCAAAGAACAAGAGGACGUCCAAAACUGCGCUUCAAAGACGUCUGCAAAAAGGACAUGAGGCGGUGCUCUAUCGACCCCAACUCAUGGGAGAGUCAAGCAGAUGAUUGCCCUAUCUGGAGACUCGCCGUCAGGCAGGGUACAACAGACGCAGAGGCCAAGCGGAACAAGAAUGCUGCCCAGACAAGAACCAGGAGGAAGCAGCAGCACCUAUGAGGGACUACCAUUCCAGAAUAGGACUGCACAGCCAAUCCUGGCGGUGCAGGUAGAUCCAGAAGGAGCUACACCAUCGUCUCUCCAGACGGACGGCUGCCGAGUAUUAAUAUUAGCAGUGCUAACAAUACCAACAUUAGCAAUGCUAGUAUUAGCAAUACUAUUAGCAAUGCUAACAAUACCAACAAUAGCAAUGCUAGUAUUAGCAAUGCUAACAAAACUAAGAUUAGCAAUGCUAAAAUUAUUCAUACUAUUAGCUUUAAUAUUAGCAAUGCUAUCACUGCUACUAUUAACGAUACUAACGCUCCCAACAUUAGCGUGUUAAUAUUAGCAAUGCUAAUAUUAGCAAUACUAUUAGCUUUAAUUUUAGCAAUGCUAACUUUAACAUGCUAACUGUUUUGUGAGGGUGAUAAAUUCAAAUGAGCAUUUUUGCCUCAUUCUGGACAUCUAAGUAUGAGGGCCACAAAAAAAGAUUUUUAUAUAUACAUAUAUGUUGUAAAUUAUUCGAAUAUCUUUUUAACUUUAUGAAAAUAAAAUGAUAAAUUUAUGAUU
Messenger RNA from Oryzias latipes (Japanese medaka), 6131 nucleotides. It is a transcript of the gene reeld1, whose product is annotated as reeler domain containing 1. Gene Ontology annotation, cellular component: membrane. The record is from RefSeq and is a predicted model, not a curated record. Lineage: Eukaryota; Metazoa; Chordata; Actinopteri; Beloniformes; Adrianichthyidae.